UUGGUGCUGAGGGACACUGGCACGUGUGCACUCAUGGCUUCUAGCAAGGCAGUGAUUGUUCCCGGGAACGGAGGCGGGGAUGUGGCCACCCACGGCUGGUACGGCUGGGUGAAGAAGGAGCUGGAGCAGAUACCUGGUUUCCAGUGUUUGGCUAAAAACAUGCCUGACCCAAUUACAGCUCGAGAGAGUAUCUGGCUGCCCUUCAUGGAGACGGAGCUGCACUGUGAUGAGAAGACCAUCAUCAUAGGCCACAGUUCCGGGGCCAUCGCAGCCAUGAGGUAUGCAGAAACACAUCGAGUAUAUGCUAUUGUAUUAGUGUCUGCAUACACAUCAGACUUGGGGGAUGAAAAUGAGCGUGCAAGUGGAUACUUCAACCGCCCCUGGCAGUGGGAGAAGAUCAAAGCCAACUGCUCUCACAUUGUGCAGUUUGGCUCCACUGACGAUCCUUUCCUUCCCUGGAAGGAGCAACAAGAAGUGGCUGAUAGGUUGGAAGCCAAAUUGUACAGAUUCACUGACCGUGGCCACUUUCAGAACACAGAGUUUCAUGAACUGAUUAGUGUGGUAAAGGCUCUGCUGAAAGUACCAGCAUAGUCAGGAGGAUUUCUGCUAUUUUACAUCCCAAUGUAGGGGUAGAGCAACAAAAUCUAUUAUCAUAUCAUUACUGGGCACAUAAGCAGGUCAAGUUAAGUUCCAUCUCCCACCCCCCUUCCCUUGGUGAGCACUGAACUGUUCUCUUUGUCCAUGUGUUUGUUCAUAUUCCACAUAUGAG
This is a messenger RNA of Equus quagga, 769 nucleotides long. RefSeq names its product RB binding protein 9, serine hydrolase (gene RBBP9). Gene Ontology annotation, molecular function: hydrolase activity. NCBI's taxonomy places the organism in Eukaryota, Metazoa, Chordata, Mammalia, Perissodactyla, Equidae. The record is from RefSeq and is a predicted model, not a curated record. The transcript is spliced from 5 exons. The coding region runs from base 34 to 591 and encodes 185 amino acids.